Messenger RNA from Durotheca rogersii, 2053 nucleotides. Its product is annotated as ankyrin repeat-containing domain protein. The coding region runs from base 145 to 1866 and encodes 573 amino acids. The transcript has a single exon. Lineage: Eukaryota; Fungi; Ascomycota; Sordariomycetes; Xylariales; Xylariaceae. Gene Ontology annotation, molecular function: protein binding. The record is from RefSeq and is a predicted model, not a curated record.
CUAGGGAACUAGAAGAUAACAUGUCCGUUUGCUGUCUUCCCUCUCCCUUCUUCAUGCUGGCUUAACCACAAACUAGCGUUACAGAGUGCCGUGAUCUCCGAGGUUUAUACGUCUUCCGCGGCUGUGGCCACUUCCAGCUUCGCCAUGGAUACCGACACCACACUGGACAAAGCAAAUCAGCGCAAGACGGCAGCCUCUAUAGUGUCCCUCUCAAAUGAGCUCAUCGCCCAGAUAGCCCGUAACCUUGGUACUUUUGACAAGUAUAACCUUGCUCAGACGUGCCGAACCCUUUCACCCGCCGUUAUCUUGGCCUUGUACCAGGAGGAAGCGGAUCAUGAUAAUCACGCUCUCUGGUGGGCAUCCGCAACCGGUACUCUAAACACCUUCAAGUACAUCUUAGAGCUAAAUCCAGCUUUGGUCAAUCAUCGAUUUCAACAAUCCCAUACCCUUUCUCCUCACACCUCAGAAGGUGUGGGUUGGAGCAGAGGCUUAAGUCCGCUUUCCGUGUCUAUUACGUGCGGCCAUUACCAUAUCGCCAAGUACCUGUUACGGCUUGGGGCCGACGCUAACCUGCCCGACGAGCACCGGAUUCCUGGAAACACAAGACUAUGGUCCCCCAUCAACCACGCCGUGUGUCUAGCUACCAGUCCACGUCAGCUAAACAGACUCCUUUAUCUCCUCCGUCGGUUCCAUGCAGACGUCAACACGGCACCGUGUAAGGACGGGGAGGCCUCGGAUAAUGGCUAUCAGCUACGGCCUCCAAUUGGUGGGAUCCAUGACUAUGUGGAUGCCCUGAGAGGUGUCAAUAACGUGGGCAAUUUCCCAUAUAGCUCCCGAGACAGGGCACCGCUCCUCUAUAUGAUGAGUUUUAGCCCACCUCAAUAUACCCAGGAGCAGUCCUUCAACAUUGCGGUCAACGAUUUCUACGAUGACUAUAGGAAGCUUCUCUACGACCGCUCCGUAAUGGCAAAUAUUAUGCUAAGGCACGGCGCUAGCGUCACGCUUCCCGACGACGAAACGCGAUUACCGCCCUUGUUCCAUCUUGCAUUAUCCUUGGUCGACUUUCAGGCAUCGCUUCCCUUCUGUGAGGGAUUUGCGCCAAAACGAUCGAUCGAGACGCAGUACAAGACGGUCAUCUCACCAUACGCAAUCCGAUAUUUCUCCAUAUUGAAGAAACACGGGGCCUGCUUCAAUACGAGGUUUGGGGGCACUUCGUUAUUACACAUCGUGUGCACCCGGAGCGAACGUUACGAGGAUGUAAUCGACUACCUCGUUAACUCAGGGAUGGACGCCAAUGUUGAAGAUGACCACGGUCGAACGCCACUCUUUGAGUUCGCGGCUUUCCCCCCGAGCAGCACCAGAGUCUGGGCUCGGUUCGUCCAAUCCGGUGCUCGCGUUGACCAUGCAGAUCACAAUGGUUCAACCCUGCUACAUCACAUCUGUACCAAGUUUACAAGAAGCCAGGUGUUACUUCUCGAGACCAUUCAGAUGCUCAUUAGGCUCGGCGCGGAUGCGGGUGCCAAGGAUAAUAGCGGAAGAACAGCAGCAGAUAUCUGCGACAGUAGACGCGUGAAGCCGGACCAAGAGAUUAUCGACUGUCUUCGCGAAUGCGAGCAGAGAGGCAAGUCCCACCACGGAAAGCGGUCAAAACGUCAUGACAAGAGCCAGGCAGAUAGGGGCAGGGAUGCCAGUAUCCAGAGUAGUACCCAUUCGGGUCAAAACGGGAGUAGAGAUUCGAGUAAUAGCGGCAGCAACCGAAGGGGCGACAGUGUAAGCACCAAUGGUGAGGAGAAAAGAGGCAGAAACCGAGGCAGAAGGCAAGACCACGGCAGGGACUGGAACAGAGGUAUGAUAUGGGGACUUUAAAACUAGAGGAUAGAGUGUAUCCCGUUCCCGGCCCCGGUUACGGGCGGGAAACAUUGGUGACUGGGUCACUCCGGUCCCUUUAGUCGACCCUUGGGCCUACGGUAAGGGCAAGAUGCGAGGUUUCGCGAGGCCUGAUGGAUUUAAUAGCUCGCCGGAGAUGUUAGGAGAGGCUCGAAUCAGGUACACG